GCUUCCGGCCGAGGCUGCGGGAAGAUGGCGGCGGCCGUGGCGGCCCGCGCCGUGCCCGUGUGCUUCCGACGGCUGCUGUGCGCCUGCAGCCGCCGCGGCCCGAGAGCCGCAGGGCCCGGAGCCGCUUCCCUGGGAUCUGCUUCCCAAAGAUUUGGUUCACAGAGUACUUCAGUUCCACAAGGGUACGUUCCUAAAACAUCACUGAGUUCACCACCUUGGCCAGAAGUUGUCCUGCCAGACCCAGCUGAGGAGACCAGACACCAUGCAGAUUCAAACCCUCGCGAGCACCAGCCACAGUCCAAGCAGGCAGUGUAAGCAAGGGAGGACCCCCGGCUCCACCUAUGUCCACGCUGUUGGUGGAAACACAGUGGCAGGAAAAGAUUUCUCCGCCAUCAGAAGAACCAUGUGCAUGGUGGUCAGUAGGUGUGGGUGCAGCCUGGGAGUUGGAGAAACUCGGGGUGUCAGGAUUCCUGUCGACCCAGAGCGUGUCCCGUGAGGAGGGACAAUGUGGCCGGCCACCGUUGCCACGAGGGAGCGCGGUGUCCUCUGCCUUACAAGGCUGGAAACGCAGGUCAGCGCGUGGCAUCUUCUGGUUUUAAAGUACCGUUUGAGAUGUGGUGCCAGAUAAACAGUGCUCUGCCCUUUCUCCGGGCGCAGCUCGGGCCUGACUCUUUCCAGGGCAGGCACCGUGCACUCCUGUCCCAGCACCCAGCCUCAGGCCAGGC
Molecule: messenger RNA, 725 nt
Organism: Canis lupus familiaris (dog)
Lineage: Eukaryota; Metazoa; Chordata; Mammalia; Carnivora; Canidae
Product: 39S ribosomal protein L21, mitochondrial-like
Exons: 4
Coding region: 25-315 (96 amino acids)
Cellular component (GO): mitochondrial large ribosomal subunit
Molecular function (GO): structural constituent of ribosome
Source: RefSeq, a predicted model, not a curated record